Messenger RNA from Lathyrus oleraceus (garden pea), 2697 nucleotides. RefSeq lists its product as uncharacterized. Lineage: Eukaryota; Viridiplantae; Streptophyta; Magnoliopsida; Fabales; Fabaceae. Bases 455 to 2446 code for a protein of 663 amino acids. The record is from RefSeq and is a predicted model, not a curated record. The transcript is spliced from 6 exons.
UUCCGUGGCGUCUAAACCAAAUCUGUUAGAAGCACCCUCCUCACUCACAGGUCUAUUUCGCUUCAAUUCAUCUCUUUCAUCAGCACCACUGUCUCCAUCUCUUGUUUUUAUUCUCAUCUCUCUGCCUUCGAAACGAAGUUUCUUUCCUUCUCUCUUCCUCAUCCAAAUCAAUCCCCUGCGCUCACGCCCACAAUACCAUCAUCACUUCCCCACUCCAAACCAAAAACCAAAAACCAAUCAAACUAAAAUCACAUCGCCCCAAAACACACCUUCUUUUUCAUCUUCUCUAUAUUUUUUACUUUAACUAUUCUAUUUUAUUUUAACAUUACCACCGUGACGCCACUGCUUUUAAUUUCCCGAAUUGGAAAACAAAAAAUUAAAAUUGAGAAUUUCUCAAUCCCAAAUUAUUGAGAGACUGGUUGGGUUUAUCAAAUAUUGCAUGCUGUUCAAUUAAAUGGCUGGCGCCGGCGACGUAGAUGCCGAUGCGGUGCUCAGCGACGUCGAGGACGACGGCGGUGAUCCGAUUCCGAUUACAAAUAAUUCUCCAUCCUCUGAUGACGUGUCCGUUGAAAGACUCCGCGAGAUUCUCGCUGAGCUUGAUCGGGAAAAGCAGGCGCGACUCGCCGCGGAGAAAGCGAAGUCGGAGUUGCAGACUUCUUUCAACCGAUUGAAGGUGCUGGCUCAAGAGGCUAUACGGAAACGGGAUGAGUUUGGCCGGCUGCGGGAUGAGGCUGUUCGGGAGAAGGAGGAUGCGGCGAAGCAGCUAGAAGAGUCUGCGAUGGAGCGUCAAUCGUUGCGAUCGGAGAUUGAGAAAUCCAGUCAUAUGAUGGUUACUGGAAUUGAGAAGAUUUCCGCCAAAGUGAACGGUUUUGGCGGAAGUGGAACUGCGUUGCCGCGGUCGCAGAAAUAUACUGGCAUGGCGGCGGUGACUUAUGGUGUUAUAAAGAGGGCGAAUGAGAUUGUUGAAGAGUUGUUGAAACAGAAUGAUGCAAGUGUUAAGUCUAGGGACCAAGCUAGGGAACAGGUAGAGCAGAGGAAUUACGAGAUUGCGAUUGAGGUUUCUCAGUUGGAAGCAACCAUCAGUGACUUGAGGGAUGAGGUUGCAAAGAAAACCUCUCUUGUGGAGGAUUUGGAGAGGGAUUUGGCUGUUAGGGAUGAGAAGUUGGAUGAGGUUUCUGAGAGUUUAAGAAAGGAAGAGAGUGAGGGUUUGCAGUUGAAGGAGCUUGUUAGUGAGUAUGAAGACAAGUUGAGUAAUUUAGAAUCCAGUAUAGAAUCAUUGAGGCCUUUAUUGAUUGAUCAGUUGAGCUUUGUGUCCAAGAUUCACAACCAGAUUUGCAGUGUUUUUAAGAUCAUUGAUGAUGCUGGUAAUUCGGAACUGUCUGAAUCUUUGUUUGUACCGCAAGAAACAGAGAUUGGAGAGAAUAUACGUGCAUCUUUAGCUGGAAUGGAAUCCAUACAUGAGUUGACUAGGAUUGUUGUUCAAAAAGUUAGGGAUGUGGUUGAGGAGAAGAACAGUGAGAUCAAGAGUUUAGAUGAGACUGUGAAUAGGUUAGUUAAGGAAAAGGAUCAAAUUGGUUCUUUGCUUAGGAGUGCUUUGUCAAAGAGGAUGACAUCCGAUCCGUCUUCUAAGAAAAGUGAGCUGUUUUUAGCCGCAGAAAAUGGGUUGAGGGAAGUUGGGAUAGAUUUCAAAUUUAGUAAGCUUCUUGGAGAUGGAAAGUUUACAGUGUCAAAUGACAGGUCAAACCAAGCGGAAAAAGAAGAAGAGGAUGAAAUAUACUCUUUGGCUGGUGCUCUGGAGAAUGUUGUUAAGGCAUCUCAGCUUGAGAUAAUUGAGCUGCAGCAUACUGUAAAUGAAUUAAGGGCAGAGUUGAGUUUACUUAAGCAGCACAUUGAAGCCCAGGCCAAAGAACUCGACCAUAGAAUGCACCGGGUAGAGGAACUUGAAGAAAAGGAAAGAGUGGCAAAUGAAAAUAUUGAGGGGCUAAUGAUGGACAUUGCGGCUGCUGAAGAAGAAAUUAACAGAUGGAAAGUGGCAGCAGAGCAAGAAGCUGCUGCAGGCACAGGUGUUGAACAAGAAUUUGUGGCACAGCUGUCAACACUUAAGCAGGAACUUGAAGAGGCAAAGCAAUCCAUGUUGGAAUCAGAGAAGAAAUUAAAAUUCAAAGAAGAGACAGCAGCUGCUGCCAUGGCAGCCAGAGAUGCAGCAGAGAAAUCUCUCAAGCUGGCAGACUUGAGGUCUUCUAGACUAAGGGACAGGGUGGAGGAGCUCACUCAUCAGCUCGAAGAGUUUGAGAACAGAGAAGAUUCGAGGGGCCGAAAUAGGCCUCGAUACGUGUGCUGGCCAUGGCAAUGGCUUGGCAUGGACUUUGUUGGAAUUCAGCAACGGUCUGAUACACAACAGCAAACAGCUUCUAACGAAAUGGAGCUUUCUGAACCUCUCUUAUAAUUGUUUCUUUUUUAUGUUUUCUCCCCUCUUGUGUAUUUAUGCUGAUUUCUUCAAUUUUAUGUCACAGAAUGGUAGUUAUUAGUUAUUAGUAUCAACGUUCCACCAUUUCUUAAUGUAGCAACGGUGGUGUUGGUCGACCAUUGUCAUGUUUCAGCAGCAUUUGGCUUGAGUAACUUGCUAUUGCAAUCUGAUUAUCCUGUACAUUCCUUUCAUGGAAGCUUCCACAUAGCAUUCCACAUAUACUUUCGUUA